Alternaria atra is the source of this 1629-nucleotide messenger RNA. RefSeq lists its product as uncharacterized. The transcript is spliced from 7 exons. Lineage: Eukaryota; Fungi; Ascomycota; Dothideomycetes; Pleosporales; Pleosporaceae. The record is from RefSeq and is a predicted model, not a curated record. The coding region runs from base 1 to 1629 and encodes 542 amino acids.
AUGCUGGCCUCCCUACCAUUCAAGUCGGUAGCUUUGAAUGUUCGCCAGUCUGAGACCCCUCGCGACCUUGUAGAACGCGGCUUGGAAGCCAUAGGCAUCAACAGCAACACGACUAGCGUGAGGAACGUGAGAAUCUCCGGCUCUCAACUCCGUACUAAAUCUAUCAUUACCACGAUAGCUCUAGAUGGCAUGGAUUCGACAGUUGUCCCACAUGGAAGUCAGACGAUCACAUACUCGUAUGAGGAAGGCGGCCUGAAACAACGUGUUGAUAGAGUUGUUGGCUUGGGACCACUUUGGGUCUUUGCACGACCAGCACUUGAGCCAAUGGACUACUCGGUAAUAGUACAAGAUGGCGACUAUGGAUUUGCUGCCGUCACUAGGGGUAGCUAUUCCCUCUUUGACCCAGCGGAUACCCCCGAAGGCUACUUGGACGGAUACCUCGCGGCGUACAUGAUCACCGAUAGUCGCAAGUGGGAUCCACUGUUGCUUAGGAAGAUAUCCGCAAAUGACUCCACCCUUCGCUUCGAACCAGUCGAAGGUGGUUUGCUGCUUCCAGCAGUCUUCGACCAAUCUUUGAACACGUCCAUUCUUUUCGAUCCUGAAACUUACCUACCUUUCGCUAUCCGUACAUAUGAAAACCAUCCCUUCUUCGGCCCCUCAACGAAUGACCUCCGAGUAUACGACUACACCCCUGUCGAUGGACUGAUGAUACCCCGUCACUUCAAAGUAAUGUACAACAACAAGCUUCUGAUCACCGACUUUCUGGCGGAUGGGGUAUCUGUGAACUUUGACGUCGAACCAUCAUUCUUCGACGUUCCGGCAGAACGUGGAGAUUUGAAUGUUCCCGUUACAAAUUCUGCACUAACUGCCUACAUUGGCGAGAAGUACGCCAACUAUCUAUGGUUUGGUCGAUUCAACUUCACCGCUGCAGACUUCGAUGCCCAGCAACCGUAUACGGAUAUGCCAGGAGUGUGGGUUAUCCGAAUGCCUGGUGUUGCUAGUUAUCGACAGAUUCUGCUUGAGAGCGAGGGCUAUGUUGUUGUUUUGGAUGCUCCAGGUGAUCAAGCGCAGGUCCUACAGGAGUGGAUUAGGAUUAACAUUGGAAAGCCGGUGUCGCAGGUUUGGCCUACGCAUCAUCAUCAUGAUCACGCUUUAGGUGUCAGGAACUAUGUCGAGAAUGGGGCUGAGGCUGUCGUUCCAAAGAUGGCGCAGUCAUACUAUGCCGGUAUUCCUGGUGCUGUAUUUGCAACUUACGAGCGUGGCGCGCCCUACAUUGUCCAGACAAGCGGUUUCAGGGCUGCUUUUAUCCAUGUCGAGGGUAGUAUUCAUGCCCAAGACCAUAGUGUCGCCAUUAUUAUGCCUGCCUGCCCCACCGAGGAUAGCACUGUUGUUGUGUUUGACGCUGAUCACGUUGUCCAGGCGCAGCUGAUGGCAACUCACAACGACCACAAUGAGCUCAGCCAGCUUAUCAAUGCCAUGGUAAAGCACCGUGUCGCCAAGUCAGCUCUACUUGUUCCUGUUCAUGGUGAGCUGUCAAACAUGACUGUUGUCUACAGAAGCGUAGGAUACUUGUUUCCCGAGUACACCCCACUCGAUUUUGAGUACCUAGGCGAUAGUUGCACAGCUUGA